Messenger RNA from Rotaria sp. Silwood2, 294 nucleotides. NCBI's taxonomy places the organism in Eukaryota, Metazoa, Rotifera, Eurotatoria, Philodinida, Philodinidae. The record is from the annotation of a GenBank genome assembly.
AUGAAUGCAUCUAAUAAUCAGAGUCAAACACCACCUAUUCAAUCACCAGUAAGUGAUCAAUCUCAUCCAGGAACAGCUCUUGAUCCUGAUGAACAGCAGUUAUUGGACGCUAUUCAUGCACAUCCAAAUAAGCGUGAUCUUGUGCUUAAUCUUCUUCGGCAAAUGAAUGAACCAUCAUUUCCAUCUUCUAUGGAGACUCAUUCGAAUUCAAAUUAUCUUAAUCAACAACAAAACCGAACAGAAACACCAACUUAUUCAAAUUCAUACCGACCACAUCCAAAUAUGGAUCAAUGA